AUUAGCAGAGAGCUCGCUGCUGUGUGAGCGUGAGGGGGAGAGCGAGAGCGCAAGGGAGGGAGAGAGAGGCGGGCUGCGCGAGGAGAGCAGAGGGGGAGCCAGCGCUCCAGCUAGCGUGAGGACGGGCUUCUCUUCCCGUGCUCAGUUAAUCUGGCUGUCAGUUGGUGUUAACGCUGCAGUUUAAGUGCUCGGAUUCCAAGGGAAACAGACAGACCUCUCAGAAGGAAGGAAGGAAGCAAGGAGGAAGGAAGGAACGGCAGGAGGAAAAGAACAGGCAGAGCAGCGAGAGGACUACAGGGAGGGGGGGAAACACCAAAUCUAUGAUUGGACCUGGGCUUCUUUUUCGCCAAUGCAAAAAGGAAUAUGCAGCACAUUUUUGCCUUCUUCUGCACCAGUUUCCUAGGCGCGGUAGUAGGGGCCAAUUUCCCCAACAACAUCCAGAUCGGGGGAUUAUUUCCAAACCAGCAGUCACAGGAACAUGCCGCUUUUAGAUUUGCUUUGUCGCAACUCACAGAGCCCCCGAAGCUGCUCCCCCAGAUUGAUAUUGUGAACAUCAGCGACAGCUUUGAGAUGACCUAUAGAUUCUGCUCCCAGUUCUCCAAAGGAGUCUAUGCCAUCUUUGGGUUUUAUGAACGUAGGACUGUCAACAUGCUGACGUCCUUCUGUGGGGCCCUCCAUGUCUGCUUCAUUACGCCAAGCUUUCCUGUUGACACAUCCAAUCAGUUUGUCCUUCAGCUGCGCCCGGAACUGCAGGAUGCCCUCAUCAGCAUCAUCGACCACUACAAAUGGCAGAAAUUUGUCUACAUUUAUGAUGCCGACCGGGGCUUGUCCGUCCUGCAGAAAGUCCUGGACACAGCUGCUGAGAAGAACUGGCAGGUGACUGCAGUCAAUAUUUUGACAACCACAGAGGAAGGAUACCGGAUCCUCUUUCAGGACCUGGAGAAGAAAAAGGAGCGGCUGGUAGUGGUGGACUGUGAAUCGGAACGCCUCAAUGCCAUCCUGGGCCAGAUUAUAAAGCUGGAGAAGAAUGGUAUCGGCUAUCAUUACAUCCUUGCAAAUCUGGGCUUCAUGGACAUUGACUUGAACAAAUUCAAGGAGAGUGGGGCCAAUGUGACAGGUUUCCAGUUGGUGAACUACACCGACACCAUCCCAGCCAAGAUCAUGCAGCAAUGGAAGAACAGCGAUGCUCGAGACCACACCCGGGUGGACUGGAAGAGACCCAAGUACACUUCUGCGCUUACAUAUGAUGGGGUGAAGGUGAUGGCUGAGGCUUUCCAGAGCCUGCGCAGGCAGAGGAUUGAUAUCUCCCGGCGAGGAAAUGCUGGGGACUGUCUGGCGAACCCAGCUGUGCCCUGGGGCCAGGGGAUUGACAUCCAGAGAGCUCUGCAGCAGGUGCGGUUUGAAGGUCUGACAGGAAAUGUGCAGUUUAAUGAGAAAGGACGCCGGACCAACUACACCCUCCAUGUGAUUGAAAUGAAACAUGAUGGCAUCAGGAAGAUCGGUUAUUGGAAUGAAGAUGACAAGUUUGUUCCUGCAGCCACAGAUGCUCAAGCUGGGGGUGAUAAUUCAAGCGUUCAGAAUAGGACAUACAUCGUCACUACAAUCCUAGAAGAUCCUUAUGUGAUGCUCAAGAAGAAUGCUAACCAGUUUGAGGGCAAUGACCGCUAUGAGGGAUACUGUGUGGAGCUGGCAGCAGAGAUUGCCAAACAUGUGGGCUACUCCUACCGUCUUGAGAUCGUCAGUGAUGGAAAAUAUGGAGCCCGAGAUCCUGACACGAAGGCCUGGAAUGGCAUGGUGGGGGAGCUGGUCUAUGGGAGAGCAGAUGUGGCUGUGGCUCCCUUAACCAUCACCUUGGUCCGGGAAGAGGUUAUAGAUUUCUCCAAGCCAUUUAUGAGUUUGGGGAUCUCCAUCAUGAUUAAAAAGCCACAGAAAUCCAAGCCAGGGGUCUUCUCCUUCCUUGAUCCUUUGGCUUAUGAGAUUUGGAUGUGCAUUGUUUUUGCCUACAUUGGAGUGAGUGUCGUCCUCUUCCUGGUCAGCCGCUUCAGCCCCUAUGAAUGGCACAGUGAAGAGUUUGAGGAAGGACGGGACCAGACAACCAGUGACCAGUCCAAUGAAUUUGGGAUAUUCAACAGCUUGUGGUUCUCCCUGGGAGCCUUCAUGCAGCAAGGAUGUGACAUUUCUCCCAGGUCCCUGUCUGGUCGCAUCGUUGGUGGCGUCUGGUGGUUCUUCACCUUGAUCAUCAUUUCCUCAUAUACAGCCAAUCUGGCCGCCUUCCUGACUGUGGAGAGGAUGGUGUCUCCCAUUGAGAGUGCAGAGGACCUAGCGAAGCAGACAGAAAUUGCUUAUGGGACGCUGGAAGCAGGAUCAACUAAGGAGUUCUUCAGGAGGUCUAAAAUCGCCGUGUUUGAGAAGAUGUGGACAUACAUGAAGUCAGCGGAACCAUCAGUUUUUGUGCGAACCACAGAGGAGGGGAUGAUCCGAGUGAGGAAAUCCAAAGGCAAAUACGCCUACCUCCUGGAGUCCACCAUGAAUGAGUACAUUGAGCAGCGAAAGCCCUGUGACACCAUGAAGGUGGGAGGUAACUUGGAUUCCAAAGGCUAUGGCAUUGCAACACCCAAGGGGUCCGCCCUGAGAAAUCCAGUAAACCUGGCAGUGUUAAAACUGAACGAGCAGGGGCUUUUGGACAAAUUGAAAAACAAAUGGUGGUACGACAAGGGCGAGUGCGGCAGCGGGGGAGGUGAUUCCAAGGAUAAGACAAGCGCUCUGAGCCUCAGCAAUGUGGCAGGCGUGUUCUACAUCCUGAUCGGAGGACUCGGACUAGCCAUGCUGGUUGCCUUAAUCGAGUUCUGCUACAAAUCUCGUAGUGAAUCCAAGCGGAUGAAGGGUUUCUGUUUGAUCCCACAGCAAUCCAUCAAUGAAGCCAUACGGACAUCGACCCUCCCCCGAAACAGUGGGACAGGAGCCAGCGGUGGUGGCAGUGGAGAGAAUGGCCGGGUAGUCAGCCAUGACUUCCCCAAGUCCAUGCAAUCUAUUCCCUGCAUGAGCCACAGUUCAGGGAUGCCCUUGGGAGCCACAGGAUUGUAACUGGAGCAGAUGAAGACCCUUGGGGAGCAGACUUGGGCUCCCCCAGCCCCAUCCCAAACCCUUCAGUGCCAAAAAUAACAAAAUGAAACGCAACCACCACCAACUACUGCGACCACAAGGAGGAUGAUUCAACAGAUUUUCCUAAAGAAUUGAAAAACCAUUUUACUGUCCCUUUUCCUUUUUUUGAUGUUUCUUCGCCCUUUUCUGUUUGCUAAAUGAGGAUGAUGAAUAACACUGUAUUGCAAUAAGGGGAGGGUAACCCUGUCUAAUGAAUCCUGUGUCUCUGACAGUGGAGCCACUAGAACACCAAUAAGGGAAACUGGACUGUUUUCUUUUAAUUCUGUUGUUGAUUGUCUUAGUGUGUGCAAUUUUUUUUCUUACUAAUCUCCAUGGUUUGCAGGUCCUGUUAGGCCCUUUCCUUCUCCUCACUUAUUCCCCACACCCAACUCAUCUCUCUUCAGUUUUCAGAUUGGAGAUUCAAGAAUUGUUCCACCUUACAAGCAAGCAAAAGGAAAAUGCAACCUUCAAACUAAUUAACCAUGGGGGCUCUCCACAUUAACCUCCACUCAUGGCUCCAAGCCUUGGAAGGAGACAAACAUUGUUGCAGAAGUGGGCUGACUUCCCCAGGUGGGGCACAGCCUAAGCACUGAUUCAGUUGAGAACGCAAGUGUGAAUCAACUCAGCAUGAGGGUGGUGGAGAAGGCAAGGGCAGAUGUGCAGUCAGAGGAGGACUCCUGAAGUUACUGCUGCUCAGAAAAAGUUUCCUUUGAUUUGUAAGAGCCAUGGGCCAUAGGUAGUAUGGUGUAUUUCUUCACAGAGUUGACCUCAACUCCGAGAAGUAUGUCCUUCUGGUGUGCUCAAGCUCAAAGGCACUCUGGUGGCUGAAGCGCAGUUGGCCUCCUGAACCAAAUAGAGCUUGGAAUGAGCUGACAGCUGGGAAGAUAUUGCCCAUGAUUCCUGAUUUUCCUUUGCUUAACAUCUGAAAAGGAACCCCAUUGUGGAGUAGACUCUCUGUGGAGCCUCUGGCAUGGGGGGCAAUGCUAUGUAAGCUAAAGGCAAAAGGAGAAUUUUGGAAGAGGAAGCCUCAUCAAACCCCACAUGCAACAGAGCUUUCCAUGGUGCCGCCUGUUUUAAGUUUGAGAGACCAAAUAUGAAGUUUAGGAUUAUGCUGAGGCAGAGAAUUUGGAUUUCUAUGUUAAUAUAGAGUGUUGUUUUAACAUGUGGCCAGAUAAUGUUCUGUCAUCUUUAAAAAGCAAGAUACCCAAGACCAAACACUAUUUGAAGAAAGAUAGGGGAGAUGGAUUGAUAAUGACCUUAGGGGACCAUAAGAUCCCUGACCCCAACUUCUAACCCAAGGAGGUGUGACCUUCCCCCUGUUUAAGACAGAACAAGGACAUUGUGUUCCAGUGACCAGAGUCGAUACACCUAUGAUUGUAACUACAAAGCUGAACUAAAGCAAAACUGGAGAAGUUACAUGGUUCAUGGAGAGAAGCCCAGGCUGACUGCAACUUUGGUUUGAAGUGGGAGUCCCCAGAACAUGGCAUUCUUGGAGACCCCAGCUCUCAUUCUUGGUGCAAUUGGCUUCCAACUCUCCAGCAUCCACUCUCAUAGGUGCAUGAUUCAAUGAGUGCCAUGUGUCACCGGCUUUUAUUGAUAACCAUAUUCUGGCUUGUUUCCUUACCCUCUACUUCUAUCCAGUCUUCUUUGCUAGGGGUUAUCAUUAGCAAUUGACAUGCUAAAGGUUUUGGACCCUACCUUGGGGUAGGUGAGCAAUGAUCAGCUUUAUCCGUGGAUUCUUUCAGUGGACACCCACCAUCUCUAUGUCGCUCCCAUUCUCCCAUCAUCAGCUAUAGCAAAGAAUCAUUCCAAAAUCAAACUCUUCACCCUUUUAACUCAAGUGUUUUUGUUCAGUCUCUCGUGUAAUGUGGGCAUGGUCUGUGAAGCCGGACCCUCAAAAUGAAUUACCACUUUUCACUACUGCCAGCUGAUGCCCCACACUCCCCUGCCCUUGCUCCAGAUUUUCCUCCUCCCUCAGCCUUCAGCCUACCACUGCAGAAUGUGAUAUCACCCACAAUUAGAGAGUCUGCAUCUCAAAAGAGGUGGAAAUUACCCUGUACCAUCAACAAGCUUCAAAAACCUUUUGCCUUUGGCCUGGUAAGAUGCCUCUCCAGCCACUGAGCCCACCAGUAACAUGAUCUGAUAGAGACUGUACUAGAAAUGAAGGCCUGUACUGCAAGGGAGUCUAAGAAUCCAGUAGAAGACGCUUUUCAUCAGUGGACGGGUGAAGCAAAAACAAAAGCAAGAAAAAAGUUAACUUGUAUUAUGUAUUUUUACUACUCUUUUCUUAAAAAUAGAGCAUUGGGAAAACUCUGAAAGAGAUUGACAUUUUUCUCAACAGGAAUCCAUACUUAACAGUUCUGGCUUUCAUUAAAUUUUGCUCUUUGGUAACUGGGCCUUUUAUUUAACAUCUAUAUUUGUUUUAACUCUCUUGGCAGAUGUGUGAAAGGAUUCUUGCUUGAUCAAACACUAAGUUUUUUCUUUCCCUUUUUUUUUUUUUUAAUUCCUGUUUUUCUUUCAAAUAGCCAGGGUAAUUUUUUUUUUCUUCUUGGCAUUUGCAUAAAAUGAAAAUAUCACCAAGAAUUAAAUCACUGUGGAUCCAU
Molecule: messenger RNA, 5744 nt
Organism: Nycticebus coucang (slow loris)
Lineage: Eukaryota; Metazoa; Chordata; Mammalia; Primates; Lorisidae
Gene: GRIA1
Product: glutamate ionotropic receptor AMPA type subunit 1
Exons: 16
Coding region: 364-3084 (906 amino acids)
Biological process (GO): modulation of chemical synaptic transmission; monoatomic ion transport; synaptic transmission, glutamatergic
Cellular component (GO): postsynaptic membrane; plasma membrane; dendritic spine
Molecular function (GO): transmitter-gated monoatomic ion channel activity involved in regulation of postsynaptic membrane potential; AMPA glutamate receptor activity
Source: RefSeq, a predicted model, not a curated record